ACCUCCACCGGGCACACCGGUGGCUGCACAGCUCUCUCUGUUAGGACUAUCACCGAAAACAUAUCACAAACACACGUCCACAUGCUCGUCCGCGCUUUCUUUCUCUGGACAAAAACCGUGGAAGAAACACGUUGUUUUUUUUGAGUCAGUGAGGUAUAUGAAUUGGAAAUACCCUGGUGUGAUUGUCUCGUCUUUUUUCUGGCUGGACAACAAGACGCGUGCGUUGAUACCGCUCACAUUGGGGACAAUUGUUGCAUUUUAAGUCUUCAUUCAACAAACAUUUGAGCUAUGGAGUUGAGUUCAGUGAUCCUAACCACCGGGGUCUCGGUCGGGUUUUUUAGGGUGGUCAAUGCUGGUGUCGGUAAACUGCCCAUGCCUGAGUCUGCCUGCAGGAAUGCAUGGAAAUGGAGAAACAUCUCUACAUCCUUCGUGCACAGCUUUAUCACUGCGAUAUGGGCAGUGCUAUGCUUUUUCCGCCACCCACAGAUGGCCGAAGAUUUGAUAGAAACUCACUCUGUGUUUUCUCACGCCUUGGUGUCGUUAUCGAUCGGCUACUUCAUCUGUGACUUCCUUGACAUGGUGUUGAACCAGAAGCUGAAUCAGUCCUGGGAGAUUCUCUUUCACCACAUUGUGGUAGGUCUUUCAACCAUUACUGUCACAGAUCAAAACUAG
Molecule: messenger RNA, 672 nt
Organism: Notothenia coriiceps (black rockcod)
Lineage: Eukaryota; Metazoa; Chordata; Actinopteri; Perciformes; Nototheniidae
Product: TLC domain-containing protein 2-like
Exons: 3
Coding region: 289-672 (127 amino acids)
Biological process (GO): regulation of membrane lipid distribution; membrane assembly; plasma membrane organization
Cellular component (GO): plasma membrane
Source: RefSeq, a predicted model, not a curated record